Messenger RNA from Sitodiplosis mosellana (orange wheat blossom midge), 4331 nucleotides. Its product is annotated as alpha-amylase 2-like. Gene Ontology annotation, biological process: carbohydrate metabolic process. The coding region runs from base 2355 to 3866 and encodes 503 amino acids. The transcript has 3 exons. Gene Ontology annotation, molecular function: cation binding; alpha-amylase activity. Lineage: Eukaryota; Metazoa; Arthropoda; Insecta; Diptera; Cecidomyiidae. The record is from RefSeq and is a predicted model, not a curated record.
GAUGAAGUCAAGUAGUAGUGUUCCAUGAAUAAUCGUCAUAAUAAAUUAUUUUGGAGUCGGAUCGUAUUUUGUGCCGAAGAAAGAAAAAACCAAACCGAACCAUAAACUAAUAUAAUCUAUUGAAUUAGUGCCACUUAGUUUGAACCACAUUUUUCUGACUCAUUUGCUCUCUUCUUUCCGUCGUACUUGACAGUCCUUUCUCUAUCUUCAGUAGAAGAAACCCCAGAAAUUCCAAUGAAAAACAUUGUGAUGCAUUUUUGGAUAUUUUACAGCAGGUAUAAUUGUCGAGACAACAAUCAAAUAUAAAAUGAAACGAGACGAAACAAUUAUUAACUCAGGAUAUUCAACUACUUUACUUCAACGAUUUCUGAUUGAGAAAAAAACGACAACAAAAAUGCCAUUGUUUCCCAAAAUCAAUGAGAAUGUGAAAUUAAUUCAUUAUAAAACAAUUUGUUGAUUACUUCUCGAACAAAUUAUCUUGAAAAACGGAAUUGAAUGAGCCACACUUGAUUAUCACCUGCGUUGACUAAAUGAUUAAUCACAAAGAACGUGCGGAUCUCGCGAUCAAUAAAUUACACCUCUCUGAGUUUCAUCACAGCGCUCUUUGCAUCGAUAUUGACGCGGCUUAGAUAUGUUUAUUGUUUAAUGACACUUAGAUAUUUUACAUACAAUUGCCCAAUUCAAAUACUUUUGCUGAGAGAAUAAACAAGACCGCAGAGCUUCGCUUCGCUCCGCGGAGUCUGCUCUGCAUCCUUGAGUUUUUAGUUACUUAAUCUAUUUUGUUGUUUCACAACAAACUAUUUUUUGGCGCACUACAUGAAAUGUAUUUCAUCAAAGUAACUUUGAAGUAAUAUAUUUAUUUGCAAAAUGAAUUACAAGAUCUUGGUUUUAUUUCUUUUUUGAAAUAUACUGCCCUUGGCUUAAAUUAAAUAAAAAAUAUGAGCAUAAAAUUCAAAAUUCACCAUAAUUUGUUUCAUCACUCAAAAAGUAUUAAGAAAAAUAAAAGCAGAUAAGUAGCUCUACAUUUCAUGUAGUGCUUAAAAGACGAAGAAAAAAAAAACAAUCGCGAUCGUAAUUAUUUGGGCUCAUUGACGGACUUAAUCUUAUCGAUGCACACAACACAAAUUAAUGAGCAGACGAACACGUGCCAAAAAUGAAUGAAUGAACACCAACCACUCGAAAUGAAACAUUUUUCUAGAUUAGAUGCACACUUUUAUGGCCAUUAUGACAUCAUUACAUUUGGAAUUUGACUUUUUUAUGCAUUCUUCAUUCUGGUUUUGUAUGAACGUUUUUCGAUUCGUUUGGAGCUUUUCUGACAUUUUUUUCUUCCUUUUUUCAGAAUUUUUACUUUCAAUCUUGAGUUGCAUCAAGAUUUUAAAAUUGUCCAAGAAUUAAAUCAAGUAAAAAAUCACGAUGGGAAAAUUCCCAAACUCAUUUGCAAAUCGAAUGAAUGCAAUAUGCAUUCAAGUAUAUGGAACAAAGUAGCAGAACUAAGUGAGUGAUAGGUUCAAUUUUCCCUCAUAAAUGAAACCAAAAAUUCGUCCUUCAUCGAUUGUAAUCGUAAAUUGUGAACAGUUUUGAAAUAGCGUAAGUUUCUCUUCGCUAUUGCGAAUUGCGGUGAUCAAUGCUCGAAGACUUUAUAUCUCGAUAUAUUUAAGAUAAAUGAAACGAUAGGAUCGUAGCCAUUACAAUAAUUUAAGCGCUGAAACUUUGGCCCCAUGUAAUCAAUACACAUUCCAGUACGUGGAAAUCCACUUUACCGUCCGCACUUGAGACAAAUAACGGAGCAGAUCAACCUUUACACCACAUCAAAAGCGCAAACAAAACAGCAAGAAGAAUCGUCUGCAAAUUUACAGCAUAACGAACAAAAAAAACCCAACAACAACUAUGACGCAAUUCCUCGAUCGCAAGAGAAAAAAAUAUUCUGCUUCACAAGAGGAAAUCGAUUACAAAUUCACGGAAUCUACUCGAAAAGCAAAAACACAGGUGAAACGCUACAACGGAAUCGACUACACAUUCUUUUCCUUUGGCUUGAUAAGAUAAUGAGAUUGAGCAGCAACAACAACGAACGAAAAACAAAAUCUAGUAUUUAUAUGCUGCGGUAAAGCACUUGAAAAUCCGAUUAUUUAAACGGACGCUGGCCCAUUCAAUUCAAGUCAUAAGCCAAUCUACUUCCAAAGUAAAAGGACAUAACAAACAAACAGCGUCGAAGUAGAAGGAACAAGCUUUCAGACAAAGCACUCGCUAGAUAACAACAACACAUACACAAAUCGAAAGCGGGAAAAACAGAAUCGCGGAAAAUAGUGGAAUAUUAAAAAAAAAUCGAUCGAAGAACGAAUGAACGAAAAAACAAGAUGCAGUUUCUAAAAUUGAUAAUGUUCUGCAUUGCAAUUGCAAUGUGCCACGGCAGAGGCUCGAAGAAUCCAAAUUUUGCACCGGGACGCAGUGUGAUCGUUCAUUUAUUCGAAUGGAAAUGGAACGAUAUUGCAUUGGAAUGCGAACGAUUUUUGGGACCAAAAGGAUAUGCUGGCUUUCAGGUGUCACCAGUUACAGAAAAUGUAAUAAUACCGGGUCGAUCAUGGUAUGAACGCUAUCAACCGAUUUCCCAUAAGAUCUUGACACGUUCGGGUAAUGAGCAGGAAUUUACCGAUAUGGUACGACGAUGCAAUGCCGUUGGUGUUCGCACAUAUGUUGAUGUGGUUAUCAAUCAUAUGACUGCCAUUCACGCAACAAACAUUGGCACCGGCGGUUCAAUUGCCGAUCCAUUUUGCCGACGCUAUCCAGCCAUUGGAUUCAACGAGACACAUUUCAAUAAUCCCGUGUGUAGCAUCUACGACUAUAAUAAUGCAAACGAAGUACGCAAUUGUGAAUUGGUUGGGUUACGCGAUUUAAACCAUACGAAUCCAUUUGUGCGUGAAAAGACCAUUGAAUUUUUGAAUCAUUUGAUCGAUUUGGGCGUUGCCGGAUUCCGUGUGGAUGCUGCCAAACAUAUGUGGCCACAUGAUUUGGAAGCCAUUUACAAAGGUCUUAAGCCAUUGAACACAGAUCAUGGAUUUGAAGACGGUGCUCUACCAUAUAUCGUACAAGAAGUUAUCGACCUCGGUGGCGAAGGCAUUUCAUGUCACGAAUAUACACCAUUGGGUGCGAUAACUGAAUUCCGUUUUUCGGCACAUAUUGGUCGUGUGUUCCGUAGUCAUAUCCCGAUGCAUUGGUUACGCAGUUGGGGCGUCGGCUGGGGAUUUGUUGAUCAUCAAGAUGCAUUAGUUUUUGUUGACAAUCAUGAUAAUCAACGUGGCCAUGGUGCUGGUGGUGAUACGGUGUUGAUGUACCGUGAUGGAAAGAAUUAUCGCAUGGCAACGGCUUGGGCAUUAGCACAUCCGUAUGGUAAUGUUCGUGUGAUGAGUUCAUUUGAUUUUCAACAAGGUGCUAACGAUAUGGGACCACCACAUGAUGACCAUGAAAAUCUGCUGUCACCAAUAAUCAAUGCGGACGGUUCAUGCGGAAAUGGAUGGAUUUGUGAACAUCGUUGGAAUACAACGGUAAAUAUGGUUAGCUUCCGAAUUGCAGCCGGCGAUGCACCGAUUUUAAUGUGGUACGACAAUGAGCAUAGCCAUGUGGCAUUCAGUCGUGGCAAUCGAGCAUUUAUCGCAUUCAAUCGUGAAGACAAUGAUUUUGAUGCUAUUCUUAAUACAAAACUGCCACCCGGCAUCUAUUGUGAUAUCAUUUCGGGACAACGAGAUGACAAUCGAUGCACCGGUACACAGGUAGUUGUCGAUGAACAGAGCAACGCUCGUGUCGUCAUUCCAGCCAAUUCACUCACAAGUGUGGUUGCCAUCCAUGUUGGUCAACUCUCUAAACUCAUCUAAAGUUCCAAAUGGAAAAGAUCAUCAUCUAAACGAUGGAAAAUCAACGAAAAAGCGCACACGCGAACAAAGACUGAGUAUUAAAAUAUUGGUAAUUAGAUCUUUAUGAUGAAUUUCUGGAAUCUAUUUUGCAAGCGAACUAUGGACAAUUCUUAUAAUACAUUCAUUCAGAACAAAAAAAAAAACAAUUUUCAAUAAACGAAAAACAAAUAAUAACGUAAGGAGACAUACAGCUUACACAAUCAGAUAGAGAAUCAGGCAACUGAUGACUAUAAUGGUUAGACAAUUGAUAUUUUCUAUUCAAAUUAUUUAAUUUAUUUGAAACAACAAUAAAAGACAAAUAAAUGAACGAAACACCUGCUUAAUAGCUCAUAGCAUUAGACUGAAAAGACUAAUGCAGUUAGUCGUUAGUUAUACCGUUUGUAAAUGUUUUUAAUUAGAAAAAUAAACAUAAUUUGAACGAUAAAA